Arachis stenosperma is the source of this 2121-nucleotide messenger RNA. RefSeq lists its product as uncharacterized. The transcript is spliced from 11 exons. The record is from RefSeq and is a predicted model, not a curated record. The coding region runs from base 353 to 1990 and encodes 545 amino acids. NCBI's taxonomy places the organism in Eukaryota, Viridiplantae, Streptophyta, Magnoliopsida, Fabales, Fabaceae.
UCGAUCGAGUCUUUUUCUCAUGAAACCACACUCUCUUUCUCUCUUUCUCUCUCCCUCUCAGCCUCCUCUCUCUUUCCUACAUAAAUUAACAUUGCUGUGUUUUCAUCCAAAGUGGAAGCGGUUAAACUAAGUUUAAAGGUACAGCGGUGGAACUCUCAUAUAUAGCUGUCAACUCCACUCUAUGACAUGUUUCUUUCCCCCCAUGACGAUGCCUCCAUUCACCUUCUGCUUCCCUUGAUUUUUAGAUUACAAGUGAACAAGCUGCAGAAUUAGUGCCACAUCAAGGGAAGAGAAGAAAUGGACACGAGAAGGAGGAUGAGAUUAGAGCCUAAGAAAGCUCAGACAGGAGCACAUGAUGAUGAUCAUCAUCAUAGAAGAUGCGGGAAAGUUUGGCACAAGGAAAAGGCAGAGCAAGCAGCAAGGAGAGAAAAUUGGCUUUGCAACAAGACGUAAUGCAAUGACACUGCACCGAUUCCUGAUUUUAAAAUUGAAGCUUUGUACACGAAUCAAGUCUCUGAAUUUGAAUUUUCAGGUGGAGAGGUUGAAGAAGAAGCUUAGGGACGAAGAGAACAUCCACAGGGCAUUGCAGAGAGCUUUCAACAGACCCUUGGGUGCUCUCCCUCGUCUUCCUCCCUAUCUCCCUCCCAAUACCCUGGGACUUCUUGCGGAGGUGGCGGUGCUGGAGGAAGAAAUUGCAAGGCUUGAAGAGCAGGUGAUGCAUUUCAGGCAGGACUUGUAUCAAGAAGCUGUAUAUACAUCAUCCUCCAAGAUGAAAAUGGAUCAUUCAUCUCGUUUAGUUAAAUUGAAGUCUCCUUCCCCAACAAUUACACUUCCCGAGGAUAGGCAAGGAAAAGAGAACCAGUCAUGUAGUAAUUCUCACAAGAACACCAAGCAGUUCAAUUCUAAAACUAAAACAACAAAAACUCCUAUUAAUACACUUCCCCUCCACAACAAACCAUGGCAUCGUCCAAAGAGACAGACUGUGCAGCAAGAACUAAGAGUGAAUGACCAGCCAAUGGCAGAACCAACAAAUCAUGAAGAAAGUCCAAACAUAAUCUCUGAAAAUAUUCUCAAGUGCUUAUCAAGCAUUCUUUUGAGAAUGAGUACUGUCAAGUAUCCGGAUUCUACAGCUGGCAUGUUGCGAGAUCCGAAAUCUCGAAACUGUACUAAAGAAACAUGGUUUCAGGAUCCAUAUGGUACAUGUUUAGAAUUUGGAGAGAUGGAUAUUGGUCCGUACAAGCAAUUCCGUGCAAUUGAAGCUGAAUCCAUCAGUCCAAAACGAACUGCUAAUUCUUUGUUUCUGCAGCAUCGAUUGAAGCUUCUUUUGAGGAAACUUUCCUCUGUCAACUUAGAGAAUCUCAAUCAUCAGGAGAAGCUUGCAUUCUGGAUCAACAUAUAUAACUCUUGUAUGAUGAAUGCAUUCAAUGAGCACGGCUUACCAGAGAGUCCCGAAACAGUUGUUGCAUUGAUGCAAAAGACAACAAUAAAUGUGGGUGGACACUUGCUAAGCGCAACAACGAUAGAGCAUUGCAUUCUAAGGCUUCCUUAUCACUGGAAAUUGCUGAAUUCUAAACAGACAUCAAAGGGAGCGAAGAAUCAUGAAAUGACAGUAAGAAGCAUAUAUGGAUUGGAAUUAUCAGAACCCUUGGUGACAUUUGCUCUCUCAUGUGGAACUUGGUCCUCUCCUGCUGUCAGAGUUUACACAGCAUCACAGGUCGAGAACCAACUCGAAGCAGCGAAAAGAGAAUACUUGCAGGCUGCAGUUGGAAUUUCAACUUCAAAGUUUGCUAUCCCAAAGCUGCUAGAUUGGUACUUACUGGACUUUGCAAAAGACUUGGAAUCUUUGCUGGAUUGGAUAUGCCUCCAAUUACCAAGCGCAAUAGGGAAAGAAGCCAUUAAAUUCCUUGAGAAUAGAAAAACCGAACCCCUCUCACAAUUUGUACAAAUUAUGCCAUAUGAGUUUAGUUUUAGAUACUUGCUAUGCACAUAAUUUUGCUUCUGUUUAUUCUGUAUAUGAUUUGUUUCAUUGAUGCUGGGGAUGCAAUUGCUAUACAGCUCCAGAGCACAUAGAAAGAUUGUAGAUGAGAUCAAUAUUCUCUCCUCCUCCCUUUGAAUAUAUGG